AUUAGUUGCGCAUUGCGCCUUAUAUGGAACGGUUAUCCAGAAUUUCCCGAAUGCUUAUCAAAAGUAUUGCCUUGCUGCUGUUGUUCCACAGAGCGGUGCUAGCUGUUAGCACCGCUUGUCCCUUGGAGCAGUCCUGUGGCAAGGCAAACGACAGCAGCGCCAUCUGCCGUCUGGAUGAGCAAACAAUGUGCAUACGAAAAUACGCAUCGAAAUGCCAUAUGGAUAUCGCAGCCUGUCGCGAGGGAGCGAACUACACCGACUUCAGUGACGUUUACUGCCAGAUGGAGACAUAUUUGUGCGAGGAGACGGCAACAUAUGAGCGCUGGACCAUAUUCUUCGGGCACUCCAAAGAUUAAUACCAGUUCUGCAAUAUAUAUAAAGAGACGACAAUAACUUUCAGUAUUAUGGGAAAUAUAUAAAAUUAAUGAUGUCUGGCCAAAGCGCCGAUCAAUGGGCAAUGGCAGACAACGCUUU
This is a messenger RNA of Drosophila navojoa, 474 nucleotides long. RefSeq lists its product as uncharacterized. The record is from RefSeq and is a predicted model, not a curated record. NCBI's taxonomy places the organism in Eukaryota, Metazoa, Arthropoda, Insecta, Diptera, Drosophilidae.